GUGGCGUUGCCUCUCGAGUAGUCCAACUUCGCGAGCCCUUUGGCGUGAAACGAGAGGGCGACAGCGUUGUCGUCCAUUUCUUCACCUCUGCAGCCAGCCGCAAGUUCAGGGAACUAUCUUGCAAUCCAAGUACGGCACUAUUGUGCUGGAAUCCAGAAACCUUGACGUAUGUUACUUUUCAGGGCCGCGCGAGUGAGCUGAAGGCUGCUGAAGGAAAAGGCUUCUGGCGAGAAUGGAUGCAAGUUCUUUACAAGGAUCCUCAGCUUUUCUCGGCGUGGAAAUUGGAAGUUCAGCGUCUACAGGUGGUUAGCAUCGG
Molecule: messenger RNA, 316 nt
Organism: Symbiodinium pilosum
Lineage: Eukaryota; Dinophyceae; Suessiales; Symbiodiniaceae
Source: the annotation of a GenBank genome assembly